GUUGAUUUCUAUAAGAAUGAGAUGAAAUAGAUAUAUUGUUUUGACCGUUCAUUUCCAGACUCAAACAAUCACCACCGUUCAUUUCCAGACAUCAACGGCUCUCACCCUACUCCCAAAAAAACCUAAACUCUCUUCACCUUCAUUCUCCGAAAUAACCGGAGCGCUUCCGAUAUUGAAUCUGAAUUCUCUCACCAUGACGCCACCGUCGCUCGUAUCAACGACGGCAGUUUCGGUUCAUAUCCUUCCUCCGUCAUCUCCGAUCAACAAAAAAGGAAACUCAAAUAUACCCCCGUCACCUUAAACUUCUUCAAUCCGUGAAGGAAAGUUCGACAAAGGUGACAUUGUUAUUAUGCUUAAGGUUCGAUUAAGAAAUCGAUGGAGGGAUUGGCUGUGGAAAGUUCUUGGAUUGGGACAAGGGAUUAUAGUUCUCAGUUGAUUGUGCCUUGUGCCCGAUGUUUUGGAAUUUGAGAAUAGGUUUGAAGGUGGUAUUGAUGGGAUUAAGAAGAGGAAUCAUGAAGCUGUUAUUGAGAUGGGAGAGAUGCUGGCUAAGGCUUGGGGGACUCAUCUUGGGAGUCGUUCACAUAUGUGUGCUAGCAUGAUUAUGUUUGUUUUGCCUGCAUGUUUGGGGAUUCAUAGUGAUUCUGAUGCUCUGUACUUAAGGACACAUUUUAGGGAUGUUUUUAGAGUUGAAGUUCCUAUAUACUAUAGACCACCUAGAGAUGGAAAAGUGGAGCCUGUGACGGGGUAUGCUCGGAUUUAUCAUCAUGUUUACAACAAAGUCGAGGAUUAUUACAAGUUUAGAGAUGCUGUUAACCAACUCGUGGAGAAUGGAUUUGCUUGUACUCUUCUUUCCUACUGAAAAGGUUUACUCACAUUCCUUUUUGACGAUACUUCUAAUUUUGCAAUAAUUAUAUGAUGAUAUGAAUUUUGUUUUUCUUUGAUAACCGACAAAGAUUAGGUUGGUGAUUGUGUCUUAAUUUGGCGCCACGCCCCCUUAAAAUGUUCUUACGCAUGCAAGGGUUUAGGCGGAUGAUCACUAAGUGCCAUUUUCGUUGCAAACUUAUAGCUUAUUGUUGCUCUGUUACAUGCAUAACGGUUUCUUGUUACAUGCAUAGCGGUUUCUUGUGUAAAAUACUUGUCAGGAAUAUUAAAUGUUUUAAAUUUGAGUUUUAUAAAUUAUAUUAGCGGUUUCUUGUUACAUGCAUAGCGGUUUCCUGUUACAUGCAUAGCGGUUUCUUGUGUAAAAUACUUGUCAGGAAUAUUAAAUGAUUUAAAUUUGAGUUUUAUAACUUAUAUUAGCGGUUUCUUGUUUCAUGCAUAACGGUUUUCAGUUACAUGAAUAGCGGUUUCUUGUUACAUGCAUAGCGGUUUCUUGUGUAAAAUACUUGUCAGGAAUAUUAAAUGAUUUAAAUUUGAGUUUUAUAACUUAUAUUAGCGGUUUCUUGUUACAUGCAUAACGAUUACCUGUUACAUGCAUAGCGAUUACCUGUUACAUGCAUAGCGGUUUCUUGUGUAAAAUACUUGUCAGGAAUAUUAAAUAAUUUAAACUUGAGUUUUAUAACUUAUAUUAGCAGUUUCCUGUUACAUGCAUAGCGGUUUCUUGUUACAUGCAUAGCGGUUUCUUGUGUUAAAUACUUGUCAGGAAUACUAAAUGAUUUAAAUUUGAGUUUUAUAACUUAUAUUAGCAAUUUCCUGUUAUAUGCAUAGCGGUUUCUUGUUACAUGCAUAGCGGUUUCUUGUGUAAAAUACUUGUCAGAAAUAUUAAAUGAUUUAAAUUCGAGUUUUAUAACUUCUAUUAGUUACUUGCUUUGGUGUUGUUAAAUUUUGAUUACGAUAUUUGUCGUGACCCUCUGAUCGUGUCAUUUUGUUGUUCUCCUGGCUGGUGAUCAUUUAGCGCCGUUUUCUAUGCAAAUUGACAACUUAUUGUCGUUCUAUGCAUGUCUAUUAAAACCAGAAACCAAUACAUGUCAGAAAUAUUAAAUGAUUUAAAUUUGAAUCUUAUAAGUUGUAUUAAUUAUUUGCCUUUGGUGUUGUUAAAUUUUGAUUACGAUGUUUCUCGCGACCCUCUGAUCGUGUCGUUUUGUUGUUCUCCGUUUGUGUGAUCAUUUAGCGUCGUUUUGAUUACUUGCCUUUGGUGUUGUUCUCCUUGCUAGUGAUAAUUUAUUGUUGUGUUCUAUGCAUGUCUUUUGAAACCAAUCUCCGUGUAAAUACUUGUCAGAAAUUUUAAAUGACUUAAAAGUUGAAUUUUAUAAGUUGUAUUAGUUACAUUCCUUUAGUUUUGUUGAAUUUUAAUUAUGAUAUUUGACGUUAACCCGUGAUCAUGCCAUUUUGUUGUUCUACUGCCCGGUGAUCACUUAGCGUUGUUGUAUUUCCAAACUGAAUUUUUUUAAUAACUGAUAGCUUACUAUUGUAAUAUGCAUGUUUAUUGAAACCGGUACACGGGCAAAUUAUUUGUCAGGACAAUUUAAUGAUUCAAAUUUGAAUUUGUAAGUGCUAUUAAUCAGUGUUAUGAAAUAGCGGCGCCAUGGCAGAUAUACAUGGCGGUUUUUGGGCUUGCCGCAAUGGUAAAUAUCGGUGAGUAUUGGGGUUUUUCCGCUAUAAUCUGAUAUAACGGCGUCGCAAAGCGGGCAGUUAGUUGUAAUUUUGGCUGUCCGUCAUGGACCGCCAUACGCCAUCGACAACACUGCUAUUAAUUACUUUCCUUUACUGUUUGUUGAAUCUUGAUUAUGAGGUUUGUUGUGAAUCUGCGAUCAUGUCGUUUUGUUGCUCUUACCUAACCCUGUUUUCUUUUCAAUCUGAUAAGCUAUUGUAGUUACAUGCAUUUCUGUUGAAAUCAAUAAAUACUUGUCCAGAUUUUUUUGAUAUACUACAAUGGUACUGUAACUAACUGAAGGCGUGUUUCGUAAAUGAGGAUAACAUUUAUGUGCUUAACCCACUUGUCCAGAUUUCCUAACCGGACUCCACUUUAAAAUCGCACCGCACUCACUUCCUCACUUCCUCAGUCCCUCUAAACCAUUCUCACCCCUCUUUCUCUUUUUCAACAAUUCUCAACCGUUUAAUCAUUUCCUUCUCAAUGGCCUUCAACAAUCACCACCACCCUAACGGCUCUCACCCCACUCCCAAAAAACCUAAACUCUCCUCCUCCGCCAUAACCGUUUCCGAAAUUGAAUCCGAAUUCUCCCACCACGACGCCGCCGUUGCUCGCAUCAACAACGGCAGUUUCGGCUCCUGUCCUUCCUCCGUCAUCUCCGCUCAACACAAAUGGCAGCUCGAGUACCUCCGUCAUCCUGAUCACUUCUACUUCAACCACCUCAAACCUGCAAUCGACAAUUCGCGUUCAAUUAUCAAAGACUUAGUCAACGCGGAACAUCUUGACGAAAUCUCUAUUGUCGAUAACGCCACCACUGCUGCUGCUAUUGUUCUUCAACAUACUGCAUGGUGUUUCCGCGAAGGGAAGUUCGAGAAAGGUGACAUUGUUGUUAUGCUUCAUUAUGCUUAUGGCUCUGUUAAGAAAUCAAUGGAGGCGUAUGUUACUCGUGCUGGUGGAAAAGUGAUUGAAGUUCAGCUUCCAUUUCCGGUCUCUUCUAACGAACAGAUUGUUACUGAGUUUAGAAAGGCUUUGGAGAUGGGAAAAACUGACGGGAAAAAGGUAAGGUUAGCUGUGAUUGAUCAUGUGACUUCUAUGCCUUGUGUUGUGAUUCCUGUUAAGGAGAUGAUUCAGAUUUGCAGAGAGGAAGGUGUUGAACAGGUUUUUGUGGAUGCUGCUCAUUCCCUUGGGUGUACUGAUGUUGACAUGCAGGAGAUUGGUGCUGAUUACUACACUAGUAAUUUGCAUAAGUGGUUUUUUUGUCCGCCUUCGGUUGCGUUUCUGUACUCUAAGAAAAACCAUAACACUGGUGGUGCUGGUGAUUUGCAUCAUCCUGUGGUGUCUCAUGAGUAUGGAAAUGGGCUGGCUGUGGAAAGUUCUUGGAUUGGGACAAGGGAUUAUAGUUCUCAGUUGGUGGUUCCUGAUAUUAUAGAAUUUGUGAAUAGGUUUGAAGGUGGUAUUGAAGGGAUUAAGAAGAGGAAUCAUGAAGCUGUUGUUGAGAUGGGAGAGAUGCUGGCUGAGGCUUGGGGAACUCAUCUUGGGAGUCCUCCAUAUAUGUGUGGUAGCAUGAUUAUGGUUGGUCUGCCUACAUGUUUGGGGAUUCAUAGUGAUUCUGAUGCUCUGAAGUUAAGGACACAUUUCAGGGAUGUUUUUGCAGUUGAAGUUCCUAUAUACUAUAGACCACCUAGAGAUGGAGAAGUGGAGCCUGUGACAGGGUAUGCUCGGAUUUCUCAUCAUGUUUACAACAAAGUCGAGGAUUAUUACAAGUUUAGGGAUGCUGUUAACCAACUCGUGGAGAAUGGAUUUGCUUGUACUCAUCUUUCCAACUGAAUAGGUUAGAAGUGUAGCGUAAGUGUGUCUUAGAAGUGUGGCGUAAGUGUGUGUUUCUGAUGAAUAAAAGCAAUGGAUGUUGUAAUUGCUGCUAGCUUUCUUGCAAGCUUUGGUAGUUGUGAUGGUUUCGGUGGUCGGUUUGGUACCAUAGACUGCAUGUUUUGCAGGUAAACUUCAGCAAUCAUCCAUGUUAGAUUUGCUGAGUAGAAAUCCUUAGGGAGUGAGCAACUUAAAUAGUAAGAUCUAGGGAGUGAACAACUUCAAUGGUGAGAUCUAGGGAGUGAGCAACUUCAAUGGUGAGAUCUAGGGAGUGAACAAUAUCAUUGUAAAUGUAAUGUGAUUCUCUCAUGGUGUAAUGAUUUUCACUGUCAUUUGAAGUUGCCAAUUGCUUCUUCAGGUUUAAUUAAUAUCAAGUUCUACUAGUAUAUUUGAAGUUUGCCA
Molecule: messenger RNA, 4858 nt
Organism: Vicia villosa (hairy vetch)
Lineage: Eukaryota; Viridiplantae; Streptophyta; Magnoliopsida; Fabales; Fabaceae
Product: probable L-cysteine desulfhydrase, chloroplastic
Exons: 2
Coding region: 3074-4417 (447 amino acids)
Source: RefSeq, a predicted model, not a curated record